UUCAAUUGUUUUUUUUUCUUCUCUGCUCCAGCGCAAGUUUUUUACUUUUUAAUUGGAUCAAUACGAUAAAUUUAUCUUUAAAGGAAAGAAAAAUAUAAGGAUCAGAUAGAAAAAAUGAUUCCACCGCCGAUGACUACGUACGAUUUCUAUUCUGCGUCAACCACAGCUGCUGUCGACAACUUCAUCUAUACCGGCUCACCAACCACGACUAACCCCUUGACUACGACCUCAGACUGGAGAUUGAGAUGGCACAUGGAACAUGGAGGGGGAGUGAUGGCUUUCCCUACUUUUCCGCCGUUCAACGAGCAAAACAAACAAAAUGUAGGGUUCUACAUGAUACUCACUGACUUGCCUGAGGUGUUUGUGGCAUUCAUGACAAUUCUGCUGAAUGUCUACUGCCUUGUAUCCAUAUACAUGAUUGGGGAGCUGCAGGCCAUGCAGUUCUAUCUGGUUGGUUUCCAGAGCGCCUAUGACUUUCUUUUCUCUGGUCUCUCUGGCCUGUUUUUCUAUUUCUAUCAAGCAAGAACUGACCUCGCAAACAUGUGUUUCGCUCAAGAAUAUGUGUCAUUCACCAAUUAUGGACCUGAAUAUUCGGUCAUGAGCAACCCAUACUCAACUUUUUGUGAGACUGCACUGGUGCAGAAGCUUCUACCUCUUUCCGAUUGGAGCAACGAAGAACGACUUCUGGAAAACUACUUCAAAUAUUUCAAUGAGACGAUGGAAGUGUUUCCUUUUUACUGUCAAUGCUUCCUCAUGGUCGGAAUGAGCUUUGAGCGAUGGGUGAUUGUUUGCAAACCUCAUUCAGUGAAACAAAUUCUAUCGAGAAAAAACAAGAUCAUCUACUAUUCCUUGAUAUCUUUAUGUGCAGUCAUUGUACCCUCUUGUGUUGUGGGAGACUACAUUUUGAACAUGCGAUUUGACAAUACGUACGAUACAGUCUGCGAUGAAUGCUGGUUGCAAUGGAACGUAUAUUCUAAAAGAAUAAUUGAGUUCGCAUUUUUCAUAGCAGCUGGAAUUUUGGCUGGGUUUUUCUACUUCAAAAUCAUUCAAACCCUUCGAAAUGUUCGCCAGACUACAGCCAACAGGAAACUUACGAAGGCUUUCGGAUUCCUGUACUUGUCAUGGAUUUGCUGUGUUCUGCCACAUCUCAUUUUUGAUUCUUAUCUACUUUACGAUAUGGAGUCAAACGACUCACACUGGGGAUCAGAUGUAAGGAGAUAUUUCGAAGACCUCGCGAUCUCUACGAAACAGUGGAACACAAAGUACCACUCUUUUACAGUGCUCAGUCCCGCUCUGAUGGCAUUGAAACAUGCGUACGGGUUCAUCAACUCAGUUUUAUUGAUUGUGAUGCUGCGCGCAUUCCAGGAACCCGCAAAGAUGAUCUACCGGUACCUGAAAGCACUGUUUUGCGGAAGAGUUGCUGAAGAUCAGAAUAUAGAAACUCUCGAAAAAUCUUAAUAAAAAUUAACCAAUGGAACUUGAGAUUCCUCUUGUUGCUGCGUGUUUGAGUGCAAGUUUUCUGGUUUCUCCCUUUUCCUUGAAUUAUGUUUUCCGACUAAAUUGACAUUCCGUAAUC
Molecule: messenger RNA, 1576 nt
Organism: Symsagittifera roscoffensis
Lineage: Eukaryota; Metazoa; Xenacoelomorpha; Acoela; Convolutidae
Exons: 6
Coding region: 115-1458 (447 amino acids)
Biological process (GO): G protein-coupled receptor signaling pathway
Cellular component (GO): membrane
Molecular function (GO): G protein-coupled receptor activity
Source: RefSeq, a predicted model, not a curated record